CACCAACUAAUAUAACGACCACGUCGUGGCCGUUUUGGAGUGGGAACUCUCCGAUAUUGGUUACGCACCUCGUCUCCUCUCCUCUCUCUUCGUUGGGCAACUCGCCGGUCGAAACGCUCUUCCCCACCUCAUUCCUCCCUCAAAUUCUCGAUCCAGGCCGAUCCGGAUCCGCGUGCGUGGAAACCCUAGGGCGUGUUGCGAUCUUUGAAUCCAGGAAUUGCUGAAUUCGGCGUCGAAUCGGGUGUGGGGAGAUUGCCGAUCGGUUUUCGUGACUGAUGAGGUUGAAUUGACAGGGAUUUGUUGAGGUUUCUGGGACGCGAGGAGGAAUGGCGAAGGUGGUCUGUGAGGGAUGGAUGGUUAGAUAUGGCCGGCGGAAGAUUGGCAAGUCGUUCUUCCACAUGCGGUACUUCGUCCUCGAGACGAGGCUUCUGGCCUAUUAUAAGAGAAAGCCUACGGAUACUACGGUUCCGCUCAAGACUCUUGUUAUAGAUGGGAAUUGCAGAGUCGAGGAUAGGGGCUUAAAAACACAUCAGGGUCAUAUGGUUUAUGUUUUAUGUGUUUACAACAAGAAAGAGACAAAUCAACAAAUAAUGAUGGCAGCAUACAACAUCCAGGAUGCUCUUAACUGGAAAGAGAAGAUUGAGUUAGUUAUUGAUCAGCAACAUGGUUCAGUGACCAGUAAUGGAAAUCGGACCUCUGUUUCAAGUGACCUUGGAAUGGAUAUUGACAGGAAUGAAUCUUCCUCUAGUCAUGAAAGGCAUCCUGAAGAUGAAGAGGAAAAUAAUCCCACUUUACUACAGGGGACAACCAUUGGGAAUGGCCCUCCUGAUUCAGUACUUGACUGGACGCGUGAUCAAGUUUCUCCUAGAAAGCAUUGGCGACUGGUCAGUUGCCAGAAUGGGCUACGGAUUUUUGAAGAACUUGUAGAAGUUGAUCUUCCAAGAAGAUAUAGUAAGACAAUGAAAGCAGUUGGUGUGGUGGAAGCCACAUGUGAAGCUAUAUUUGGGCUUGUAAUGACUAUGGAUGGCACACGUUUUGAGUGGGAUUGUAGUUUCCAGCAUGGCAGUUUAGUUGAAGAGGUUGAUGGACAUACAGCUAUAUUGUACCAUAGAUUGCAGCUGGAGUGGUUCUCAAGGUUUGUGUGGCCUCGUGACCUUUGUUAUGUGCGUUACUGGCGACGUAAUGACGAUGGAAGUUAUGUUGUGCUGUUCCGAUCUAGAGAACAUCCAAACUGUGGUCCUCAGCGAGGAUUCGUGAGAGCCCACAUCGAGAGUGGUGGAUUCAAGAUUUCACCCCUUAGAUCUCGUGAUGGGAGACCUCGUACUCAAGUCCAGCAGCUUAUGCAAAUUGACCUUAAAGGGUGGUUUGUUGGUUAUUUUCCUUCAUUUCAGCAACACUGUUUACUUCAUAUGUUGAAUAGUGUCGCAGGAAUACGUGAAUUAUUUUCUCAAACAGAUGAAAUUCACACAGCAAAUAGAAUUCCAAUCAUGGUCAGUAUGACAUCAGAUUCUGUUUCUUCUAAGAAGGAACAGAAAACCGAGGAAAUCAGCUUUCAGCCUGGUGUAUCCCUGGACCAAGUGUUUAAUGAUACUAGACAACCGAUUAUUUUAGAUGAAGACUCCGAUGAAGAUGAGGACAAUCAAGUACCUGAGGCUGAAGAAGAGGGAUCCUCAAUCAAAACUGGAAAUAACAACAAGCAGCCAGAUAUAGAAGUAGAGACUUCAGAUAUUUUAGACACAUCCUGCUUCUCUGGCAAUUUACGGUGGGAUGAUGGUGAAGAUAGUCGCAAUUGUUGGAAAAUACCAGAUGGAAAUAUUUUCAAAGUCCGCAGUGAAAAUUUUUUUAAAGACAAAUCCAAGAUUCCUGCAGGAAAGUACCUCAUGGAACUUGUAGCAGUUGAUUGGCUGAAAAACACAAAACGAAUGGACCAUGUUGCACGGCGAACAGGCUGUGCAGCCCAAGUUGCCUCUGAGAAAGGACUGUUCACUUUGGUCAUAAAUCUGCAGAUUCCAGGAUCAACACAUUACAAUAUGGUGUUUUAUUAUGUAAAGAAACAAUUGGUACCUGGAUCACUACUGCAGCGAUUUGCUGAUGGUGAUGAUGAGUUCCGCAACAGUAGGUUAAAGCUAAUCCCAUCUGUCCCUAAGGGCUCAUGGAUUGUUCGUCAAAGUGUUGGAAGCAACCCUUGUUUAUUGGGAAAAGCUGUUGAUUGUAGCUACAUUCGUGGAGAAAAAUACUUGGAAUUAGACGUGGAUAUUGGUUCUUCAGCAGUGGCUAAUGGAGUGCUCGGGCUAGUGUGUGGUGUACUUACAUCAUUGGUAGUUGAUAUGGCAUUCCUCAUUCAGGCUGUUACUUCUGAUGAGCUUCCAGAGCGUCUCAUCGGGGCUGUUCGUGUGUCACAUGUUGAGCUGUCUUCUGCACUUGUCACAGACCUUGCAGAUAGUCCUUCAGAAGAAUGACUGCUUCAGAUUAUGUUGCAU
Messenger RNA from Musa acuminata AAA Group (dessert banana), 2480 nucleotides. RefSeq names its product protein ENHANCED DISEASE RESISTANCE 2-like. Gene Ontology annotation, molecular function: lipid binding. Bases 327 to 2459 code for a protein of 710 amino acids. The transcript has 22 exons. Lineage: Eukaryota; Viridiplantae; Streptophyta; Magnoliopsida; Zingiberales; Musaceae. The record is from RefSeq and is a predicted model, not a curated record.